Molecule: messenger RNA, 1433 nt
Organism: Danio aesculapii
Lineage: Eukaryota; Metazoa; Chordata; Actinopteri; Cypriniformes; Danionidae
Product: transmembrane protein 196
Exons: 4
Coding region: 169-729 (186 amino acids)
Source: RefSeq, a predicted model, not a curated record
GAGAGAGCAGCAGGAGAGCAAAGUUAAUCCAGCGGCUUUUACGCAUCAUGGAGAGCGUCAUCUUCGCGCACUGAUCUGUUUUAUUCAUCUUCUGGAUUUAAUGUGUUCGGCUUGGGAUCUGUGAAGGCAUGGAGUAGUGAAGCGGUCAGGAAGGAUGCCCGAGCAGAGAUGUGCUCCAGCCGGAAGAUCAUCUGGAGUCUACUGGUGCUGUCGGUGCUGGAGAUCGGGCUCGGGGUUUCCAGCAUCGCCCUGGGCGCGGUGGGCAUCAGCCGGGCAAAAGCGCAGCACAAGACCCAGCAGGGCGACGCUUCUCCGGUAUGGAGCGGAGUGUGUUUUCUUCUCUGUGGGCUGUGUGGGAUGCUGUGUGCACGGAAGAGGACAGGACUUAUUAUGAUAUUGUUUUCGUCCUGCUGCAUUUGUGGGUUGAUCUGCGGCAUCCUGAACUUCCAGUUUGUGCGAGCGCUGGUCAAGCGUCCGGACACCAUGCGCUCUCUCCAUCUGGCCGUCAUGUCUCUGGCGUGUUUGGGCAUCAGCAGCUGCACUCUGUCCACAUGGCUGACCUGCAGACUGGCCAGCAGCGAACAGCAGCGCAUGUUUCUGGAGAGAGAGCAUUCGCUGCAUCACUCGCAUGAAAUGGCAGAGAAGGUACGCCUGGAGCCGGAGGUUUUGGACAACACCAGCAACGGCAUCUCUCAAAUCUCCUACAGUGGACGCAGCGCCUCUCCAUGACAGAUCUCCACCCACUCGCUCCACACAGCACAAGCCUCACCCCUGAUUGGCUGAGCCGGCUGACAGCGCUUCACUCUGACUGGCUGAGUCCGACUGACAGCGCUUCACUCUGAUUGGCUGAGUCGAGCUGACAGAUGACAUUCUCCAGUCAGUGUCCAUUUACCUGACGACCUCAGUGUAGGUCAGAACUGAAGACCUUGACAACCAGCGCUCGGAAAUCUGACAUCCGAGUCCGAAAACAAGCAUGCAAAAAUCUCUCCUCUCUCUCUCUCUUCUCUCUCUCUGUGACUCUUCAUAUUAGGUUUUUAUUCAGUCAAAAAAUGACUUCUGCUGCUUGUUGAAACUACUUAUUUAACCCUUGUGUGCUGCUGGGGAUGUUUUCAUCCACUCUGGGGUGAUUUUGAGUCUAAAUUUGGCCACAACUUUCUCUGUGUUUCAGAAAAUUGAACGAUUUUUGCUGACAAAUCUUAUUUUGACACAUAUUUUGGAGAAAGUGCUUUGAAAUGUAAAAAAAAAAAAUUAAAUUAACAAUACACUCUGGGCAAAUUGGCUACCCUUUCAUUAUGUUGGGGGCUGUUUUUGCCCCAUUGACUUCCAUUAUAAUCAGAGUUUUUGAUUUCAAAGCCAUGACAGCAUAUAAUCAUGCAGUCUUGACAGAUGCUGGCUUCCGCUAUUGGGAAGAGGUACAAUUCGUCAUUUUUACU